This is a messenger RNA of Peronospora matthiolae, 5388 nucleotides long. NCBI's taxonomy places the organism in Eukaryota, Oomycota, Peronosporomycetes, Peronosporales, Peronosporaceae. The record is from the annotation of a GenBank genome assembly.
AUGGGUACGUCGCCGCGUUGGAUUUUGUCGUGGCUACGACGCUGUCGACGCGACGAGUUGCCGGUGGAGCGUGUGCUGGACACGAUACGGUCUGUGGAUGGAGUGGUGCCGCUGGGCGGACGUGUGGGCGGCGUGGACGGCGUGACGCCGCCGUCCACACCUCAACCCGCUUCGUUCCCGUUGUUUUCGACGUUAAAAGACGGCAACGUGGAAACUGUAUCGAGUGAUUUGGAGUCAGACGAGGCUACGAAAUGGAAAUUUUUGCUGACGAGUGUGCAACUUCCGUCUUCAGGUGGUCCACACGAGCUCCGGCGAGCGCUCGAGACGCUCCAGAAGCUGGACGGACAGGAGGACCAAUCACAGGAUGGCACGCUGGAUACUGACCAUUUGAGGCAAAUGUACUUUGAAGCAAGACGCGACUUUUUCGCAGUCCGGAUUGAGCUACUGCGGGCUGCAAGGAACGUGCAGCACCCGAACGUCCAAGCAGCUGGAGAGGUUGUAAACAAGCUAUUGAAGGACGGGCUGGGCGACGUGUUGCUGGACGAGGUGCACAGCCGUCAGUUCUGUCAGGCGCCAAGUUUCCAAAGCGUUGGCAAGGAAGAGCGCAAGGCAAUUGUGGCGUGGGAGGUGCAAUUUCUGGAAGAAGAAGCGCUGUUGAGGGAGUUGUUGCUGCUAACGCUGGAGUAUUCUGGCGAAAACGCGACGUUGGAACGUGCUGUAACCAUUGCUAAGGCUGUGUAUAAUUGGGACGUUCAGGUGUUAAAUGAGCUCAUUAUGGACAGUACGCUGGCGCUGCCGAGGGCGCAGCGGGCGGCAAGGAAAUUGACGCAUGUGGGAGUUUUGGUGGCAUUGAGGAUGCUGCAUACGGCGGUAGAUGCGCUAGACCACAAGGCUUUGCUCCACGCGUCAGAGACGUUCUUUUUGACAAAAGUGUGUGAACUUUCGGGCGUGGAGCGGCCAGCGUCGCCUGUGCCCGGGGUGCUGCUGCUGGCUUGGGCGACUCUAUUGGGUCGACAAUAUCAUAAGCUAGCAGAACUGAAUCGAGAAAGCGUGGAAGUAAAAGAGCUAAAGGAUGCAUUGCAGCAGUCGCUAGCGGCGGCAGAACGCUUGCAUAGCUUUCACUACUUAAACUCGCUACUGCGCUCGUUGAUUUUUGGUGGUCACUCUGCAAAGGCUGAUCACGCCGGAUGGAAGCCAUUCUUGCAGCCGUUGAGCCUCAACACCAAGACUCUGUGGAGCUUACCCACUGUGGCUGUUUCCGCGGGGCUAAAUGGUGUAAAUGCGACUCAUCUAGAUCCGUUCGUCUGUUGUGACAGUGCUCCCGUCUAUCAAUACAUGGUGGCAGUAUUUUUGGAUGACAUGCUGUCAUCGCUAGGUUACAUAGAAAACCUGGAGAAUGCUCAGGAGCUACAUGCAAUGGUGAAGUUUGUGCUACCUACGCUUUCGAAUGCUCGUGUGUCGCAGCAGAUUUUUGAGAUUGAAUCGAAAGACAGUUGUGUGGUAGACAGCGUAGCUUCGCUUCGUGAGCUACUGAUGAAAACCCAAGCAUGUUUACCGGGAAGCCUAGUCUCAUGCAUGCAAAUGUUUACGGCGCUCUGCUGCAAUUAUCAAGGAGCUUCGUCAUCAACCGUGCUUCGGCACGUGCUGAGGUAUUUCAGCACGCCGCACGCAAGGAGGGAUGACAGAAUGGUGACACGUGACGUUUGUCGUCCACUACCACCGACAGAAUAUUAUACUGAACUUAAAGGCGAGCACAACAAGUUGCUGUGCACACGUUCGUUUGCGUAUGACAGUGCAGAUGAACGAUUGGUGGUACCCGUAAAUACAGUCGGUAUGAUCGUGCGCGCAGGCGACGACGUGAAGGUCACUUGGCUAUUUUCAGACAACAGUGAAGACACGUACGUGCCAACCAUGUGGGAUUUGCUUUUCCUGAGCGCGGACAGACUUGUGGCUGGUCAAAAGUCCAGGUCAUUUUCGGAUCUGUAUCAUGUGCACGUAGAGGACAUCGAUGUUCUUACAUCGUUUUUCGAAUUUCUCGUACAGCUUGGUAAGCAAGAGGACGGUAGCGAGGAUGCGGUGGAAGAGAUGACACGGUGUUGGGGUAAGGCGAGAUUGCGUCAUUGGUGGAUUGGUCAUCAGCUUCCAUCACCACAAGUUUACGUAUCCCAACUGGUGGCGCAACAGAUAUCUCUUUCUACUCUGCUCUCGGCAUCGAGCGAAAAUCUGGUUUCGUGGGGUAUCAGAGAUCGCUACGUACGGGAGCAAAUACUGGUAAAGCUUGGCAAUGUGGGGGGCUUUGGUAUCAUGAAGACGCCGAUGGGACUAAUUGACGAGAGUACUACGCAUUCAAUGGCUUCAUUUAGUGUGGAUGGUGGUAUCCACUUGUUGCGCCUACUACUGGCAUUACUAGAUGAAUUUUUACAUACCACUUGGGGGGACGAUGGCAUGGAAGGCGAUAGCGCUUGUUUUUCGGCACAUCUGCACCUGGUUGCGGCGUCCUUCUUUGCGCUUCGAGCGGUUUUAGCGACCGCGUCUGGCGUGGAAUUAUUCAUGAGCUCCUCUCUUGGCAGUGGACCCGAUGAAUGUCAUAAUUUAAUCGUCAAAAGUGCUAAGAAAUUCUUUGAAAUGCAGGAACGGUCAGUAGGGGAAUAUCCGGUCGUAUUGGCAACACAAGAUAUAUUUAUGAGCGUGGUUCGGUGGUUUCUUUUGAAAGAGGCACAGUCGCUCGCGAUCAUUGCCACGAAUGCAAAGAUUUCCUCAGUGAGGCUUCGUGCAUUUAUUGGUAGUGAGAGACUCUGGUUCGUCAGUGCAGCGGAGUUUGCGAAUGAAAUAUUGUCCACCUACGAAAGCUGGAAGUUUGCGGCAACGAGUGACCGGUGCGAGAUCACGGAACGCUGCUUUCGUUUGCUCUACGUGCUAACGCUGCUCCGAAAAUAUAUUAAUGAGCGCAAUGACAUGUUACCGGCUUUCGAGACUGCGCUGCGUGAAACGCUGUCUACAGAUACGUCGUUUCUCAUGAAGCUCCUACGGUCAUCAUGUGCCGUCUUGUCAACUACAGAAGGCCAGCUUGAACACUGGAAUGCUGUGGAUGUUACUGGUGAUGACGAGCAUUGUAGCACACUAGACUCUGACAUCAAAAUAAGCGAUGACCACAUUCCUUUACGAUACAAGAGCGAAUUUGGCAGUGAUGAGGUCAAUAUGGUGCAGCUUGAGUCGCUUGUGACGACAUGUUUACGGUUCGUGACGCUGCUGAUCACAAAUUCAAGUAAUGUGGUAGAUAUCAAAGCUGCGCGAACGAUCUUGCUGAUGCCUAUGGGUGGUGGAGGCAGCAGGGAACGCAUGGAGCUGACGACUAUCACGCUUUGCGGAGAAUAUCUCGGGUAUUCACUUGAAAAGGCCCCUGGAAUCGCAUACUGGUCCUUACGGAUUCUACAGCAUGCCGCUGUUGCCGUUGACUACCGUCAGGAGCGAGACAUCCGCGCCUCGUCUUCAAUGCGAUCGCUGGUUGCACUUUUCCAUGGGUAUCAAAGCCUUGGUGCUGUUCGCAGAGUCUUUGCGCAGCUGCUGCAAAUGUCGUCGACGCAACGAUUGGCAAUGCAUAGAGAAGUUAUUCGAAUGCUGGCAUUGUGCUUGAAGCACCAACCAGGCUUCUUGGCUCUGCUAUUUUUCGGUGAUACUGUCACGAGCGAUCCAAAGUCAGACACGGUGGUGAAUGAAAAGGGUGGGGUAGAUGAUGUUUCUUGUAUGGCAUUGCUCAUGCGCUUUUUCGAAGUCACAGAAAGGCUUUUGGAACAAGCGUCAGAUUUUUUCUGUGAACUACUUGCGUUCGUUGUGCAGGUAUGGGACGGUGCCAUUUAUGAUCGCCAUAGUAUUCAUCUGAAGAUUAUGGCAACUCUGCGUGCAUGCCCCUCAUUUUGGUCGAAUGUUACACACGCGAUCAAGAUCCAUAUGCCGUUAGAGUCGGCAGAUGAACGUGGACUUCUGGACAUGGAACUAGCCGCUGUAACCUCUCCAGGUAGAGGGGACACGCAGAGUUUGUCGUCAUCGUCAGAAGUGUAUUUUGGGCGGUCUAGUGCGUACGGAUAUAUGGCUCGCAGCCUGAUUCUCCAGUUGGUGUCGUACGAGUGGCACAGUCACGCUUCAACAAAAGACGAUCACCCGCUAUUGGAUGUGUUGGAAUCUUUCAGAAAGGAGGGGCUGUUUUCGCAUUGGUUGCGCACCUUUACUCGUCUUGAUUAUUCACCAGUACAACUAAGACUGUAUGCAUCGUCUAUCCGGCGUGCUUGCAAUUUACGCACACCGAUCACGAGCAUUCUUGAUAAGACUCCCGUUGGUGGCGUGUCAACGUAUCUGGAAGGCCUUAUUUGCAAUGCUAGGCAACUUGAAUGGCAAAUUAGCGCAGGCGAUUACGUCAAGAGGAAAGCCUAUUCAGCGGAUGCUUGCAUGCUGAAGCUAGUUCAGUGGAGUAAUUUGCAAGCCGCUUUUCUUCACGCGCAACUGUUUUCCUUGUCCAAGUGGAAAGUAUUCAUGGAGCUUUGCUGCUUUCAGGUAGACAAAGAAGGUCAUGGUACGUCUGGUGUAGAAAUGCUGUGCAUGACGGAGCCAAGGUGCCUGAAACGAAAAGAAUCGAUGAUUUCGUCGCCUCCGCGGGACAUCGGGACGAGAAGCAUACGACAAAAGAGCGCCACAUCGAUGGCGUUUUUAAGUACAUCCAGCUCAGAUAAUGCGUUGUCGUCGUCACGCUUUUCUGGGGAUCGAACGUCCUUCGAAAUGAUUCGUGUUCUAGCGGACGUCAUCGAGGCUAAAGUGGACCAGCACGAAAAUCAGAACGAAGUACUGGACCUCUUUGUGCUGUUAUAUCUCCACGACCUAGUACAGCUUUUGGUUUCGAUGUUGCACCAUCAGUUGUGUCUAGUUGUACAAAAGGCACGUGACCCCAAGUUAUCCCAGACUCGGCAACGUCUUGAAGGGUCUGACGCAGACUUCAAUUUUAAGCUUGAUGCAAGGGCAACCUCUCAAUUGUUAAAUAUCGUCCACAAAGCUGCAAGUGCAGUGCACGACUCGAUCAAGCGAUUUGCUGUCGAGGUGGAUCUGGUGAAGCAUGACGCUGAUAAUCAGUCAAUGUCUGAUUAUGUUGUACGUCCUACUUCCGUACCACUGAUUUCGCGGCUUGUGACGGACUUCGAAGAAAGAGUGAAGUUUGUGACAGACGGUUUGCUGACACUACUUUUUACAGCUGCGUUACUGCUAGUGCGUCACUUGGCUCAGAUUGGUAGCCACCCGAGUCAUAUGGCGAAGAUGGAGACCGAAGCAACAAGUGUUUUACUUCCUAAGCCUGUUUUGCAGGUGAAGUUGAUAAAUCACUGCAUGAACGUAUUUGCACUGUAG